AUGAUUUCCGCCCUUCCAUUCGCUGCCCUCGUUGCCUCCGUCCUCGCCGCUGACAACCAGUGGGCCACCUACCCAUCGGUCCCACACACCGCCACCAUCAACGGUUUCGCUGACCCUGUUUUCGACUCUCUUCCAGAAUGUGCUAAACCUUGUGUUGACGAGUCCACCUCCAGCACUCCUUGUCCUUACUGGGACACUGGCUGUCUCUGUGUGAUGACCACGUGGUCCUCCAAGGUCACCAACUGUUACGCUGAAAAGUGUUCUGGUUCUGACGCCCAGAAGGCCUUUGACGCUUCUGUCCAGAUCUGUAAGAACGCUGGUGUCUGGGAACCAUACUGGAUCGUCAACGACGCUGCCUCUGCUGCCAUCUCCUCUGCUGCUGCCAAGGAGGACGACAAGACCUCUUCUGCUGCUCCAGAGACCACCUCUUCUGCUCCAGCCCAGGAGACUCAGGACGAGACCACCACCCAGGGUGAGGCCACCUCUGCUACUUCUUCCCAGGCUGAGCAGACCGAGGCUCCAGCCGAGACUUCUGCUCCAGCCGAGUCUGAGGCCCCAGCCGGUUCUGCUCCAGCCGAGUCUGCUUCUGCUCCAGCUGAGUCUUCUGCUGCUGUUUCCUCUUUUGAGGGUGCUGCUGCCGGUGCUGGUCCAGCUGGUGUUGCUGUUGGUGUUGCCGCUGGUCUCGCCAUGCUUUUGUAA
Candidozyma haemuli is the source of this 699-nucleotide messenger RNA. RefSeq names its product CFEM domain-containing protein. The transcript has a single exon. The record is from RefSeq and is a predicted model, not a curated record. NCBI's taxonomy places the organism in Eukaryota, Fungi, Ascomycota, Pichiomycetes, Serinales, Metschnikowiaceae. Bases 1 to 699 code for a protein of 232 amino acids.